ACCAAAGAUUUGCGUAUGUGUGGACGUCAGCUUCAACGACGUUGUCACGUUUUUACCACUACUUAACAUUGUCGCUGUAAUACUCGUCCAUAAAUUCUCUCUUCCAUUUAUUCUGGAAUUUGUAAUACCUCAUCUGUAAAAAAUGCCAACAAACUCGAGAAAUUCUUUCGUAACGCAGCUGGAAUAUCUCUGCAACCUCGAUGUGGACAAAGCUUCACAUCCUAUAAAGAAAACGGGAAUAAUCUGUACAAUAGGACCUGCUUCAAAGAAACCAGAAGUGCUGAGCCAAAUGAUCAAAGCCGGAAUGACCAUUGCGCGGCUGAAUUUUUCCCAUGGAACGCACGAAUACCACGCAGAAAAUGUCCGUAUGAUUCGCGAAGUGUUGACGGGAUUCCCGGGACUGCAUUUGCCUAUCGCGCUCGACACCAAAGGCCCCGAAGUGCGCACGGGCACCGUAGAUGGCGACGAAACGAAAGAGAUUCCGCUAAAAACCGGCGCUAUCAUUACGGUGACUACGAAUGAUGAAUUCCGCGAUAAGUGUUCCCCGGAAAUGAUCUACCUGGACUACAAAAACAUCAGCAAAGUAGCCCAACCCGGACAGAGAAUUUUUGUUGAUGACGGGCUUCUGAAUUUUGUUGUAAAGGAAAUCGAUGGCGAAAAUCUGAAAUGCGAAGUGGUGUGCGGUGGAAGCCUUCCCGGGAAAAAAGGCGUUAAUUUAGCCGGUAUCGAUAUUGACCUCCCACCGGUCUCUGAGAAGGACCGGGCGGACCUCCAUUUUGCCGUUCAACACGGGCUGGACAUGAUCUUCGCGUCCUUCGUCCGCAACGCCCAAAAUGUCCAGGCCAUUCGCGAAGCUCUCGGCGAAGACGGCAAACACAUCCUCAUCGUCUCCAAAAUCGAGAACCACCAGGGUUUACGCAAUAUAGAUGAGAUUAUUGAAGCGUCCGACGGGAUUAUGGUAGCGCGCGGCGACCUCGGUGUGCAGAUUCCCCAGGAGAAGCUGAUUGUGGCGCAGAAGAUGAUGAUCGCCAAGUGUAGCCGGGUUGGGAAGCCGGUGAUCUGCGCCACACAGAUGAUGGAAAGUAUGACGCAGAAGCCGCGACCCACCCGCGCGGAAAUCGCCGAUGUGACCAACGCGGUACUGGACGGAGCCGACUGCGUGAUGCUGUCGGGCGAGAGCGCCAAGGGAGCUUAUCCGAUCGACACCGUGCGGACUAUGGCCGAGAUCUGUCUGGAAGCCGAAAAGAUGUUCUUCCAGUGGAGGUUCUUCAACGAGUUGCGACUUCAUACACCCAGCCCCACCGCGCCCACCCAUUCUACCGCUAUCUCGGCCGUGGAGAUUUCCAUACAAAGCGGAGCCACGGCCAUCAUUGUGCUGUCGACGACUGGGCAGGCAGCGCGACUGAUAUCCCGUUACCGGCCGAACUGCCCCGUUAUCGCGGUUAUGGCGGACUAUCGAAUCGCCGCUGCGCUGCAGUUAUACCGUGGUAUUAUCAGCGUCACAGUUGUCGAGGAUGUCGCUGACUGGGUCGCCGAUGCUGAUCGCCGCGUACAAGUGGGUAUCAAAACCGGCCUGCGCAUGGGAUUCGUGCGCACCGGCGAUCCACUAAUCGUCAUCACCGGCUGGAAGCAGGGACAAGGCUACAGUAAUACCAUCCGGGUUAUUGCUGCGCCACCAGAAAACGCCCUCACCGCUGCUCAUUGAAAUUUACACCGACCAAAAAAGGCGACGGUUUUAAACAGUUCCAUAACAGCGUAUUUGCUUUUGUAUAUGUUUUAACUUUUUUAUUUUUUAUUAGUGUUCAGAUGGUGGCGCUAUUUGUUUUCACUAGACAAAUGUUUAACGUAAUCAAAUUUGCCUGUGUUGCUUGAUAAAUAAACGUCACUGUUGGGUAG
This is a messenger RNA of Paramacrobiotus metropolitanus, 1896 nucleotides long. Its product is annotated as pyruvate kinase-like. Gene Ontology annotation, cellular component: cytoplasm. Gene Ontology annotation, biological process: glycolytic process. Gene Ontology annotation, molecular function: pyruvate kinase activity; magnesium ion binding; potassium ion binding. The coding region runs from base 143 to 1705 and encodes 520 amino acids. The transcript is spliced from 10 exons. The record is from RefSeq and is a predicted model, not a curated record. Lineage: Eukaryota; Metazoa; Tardigrada; Eutardigrada; Parachela; Macrobiotidae.